CUUGGAGUUGGAUGGGCGGCGAGGCGAAAACUAGAAGGUUGUUGCUGCUACUGUAAUGAGCCACAGGGAUUGCACAAACUGGUUGCUGUCUCUUCUGAUCAUCAUCAAAGUUGGAUUAGAUGUUCUUUUUUCUCUUUUCCUACUUAGAUUUUGGAAGCUUCACUACAGAACUUUGUUCAAUUGAUUGGGAGGAACACGAACGAACGGUUUGACAAGAAAUGAAAUGGUAUAAAAACGAUGAUGGGGGAGCCUCCAAAAUCCACACGAGUCAAUUCCGUUUAGCUCUCAUCCAUGGCGACGCUUAUCUUAAAUCUCUCCCCCAAAACCCUCCGUUCUUCCUUCUUCCCCUCGCCAUUUCCCUCUCUCUCAAACCCUAGAACUACGGCAACAACAACCCUCACUAACCAAAUCAAUUUCACCACUCUACGACGACGGCGACGACGACGCAUCCUCACCGUCCGAUCCUCCGGCGACCGCGACAACAACACCGCCGACGGCCCCGACCGCCUCAUCUCCGCCAUCUGCUACUUCUACCCGUUCUUCGACGGCGUCCAGUACGGCAAGUACGUUAUCACUCAGUACGCUCCCUUUCAGGUUCUGAUUCAGCCUUUGGUUCCCGCGAUUCGAGUUUUCAAGAGCUUUCCAUUCAACGGAUUUCUGGUGUUUUUGACUCUAUACUUCGUCGUGGUUAGAAACCCUAAUUUCAGUCGAUAUGUUAGGUUCAAUAUUAUGCAAGCCAUUGUUCUUGAUGUGCUUUUGAUUUUCCCCGAUCUUCUGGAGAGGAGCUUCAAUCCGAGAGGGGGAUUGGGGUUGGAUUUGGUGAUGAGCUUGGAUAGCACUGUGUUUCUGUUUCUUUUGAUUUGUUUGAUUUAUGGCUCAUCUUCUUGCUUGUUGGGGCAGGUCCCUAGAUUGCCCAUUGUUGCUGAUGCUGCUGAUAGGCAAGUUAUGUGAAUUCUUCUGAAUUAUCAUUAUCAUUAUUAUUAUUAUUAUUAUUAUUAUAUUAAGCUUCAUUCCUUUGGGAUUAUUUGUAGUUUAGAUUACUGUUUCAAUAUCUGAACACACCCUGAUGAGGAUGAAAUGAUUCAAGAAGAACAAGUUAGAAAUGAUAUUCAGUGAUUCUGGUUU
Messenger RNA from Cucurbita maxima (winter squash), 1125 nucleotides. Its product is annotated as protein TIC 20-v, chloroplastic. The transcript has 3 exons. Bases 292 to 951 code for a protein of 219 amino acids. The record is from RefSeq and is a predicted model, not a curated record. Lineage: Eukaryota; Viridiplantae; Streptophyta; Magnoliopsida; Cucurbitales; Cucurbitaceae.